AUGCUUCGUCAACCCCCCAUAACGGGAUCUAUGACCAGUACGCACUUGCCACUGCCUCGUUCACUCACCUCCUCGGCGUGGUCGGAGGCUGCCUCCGUCUCUACGCCCACCAAUCAGCAGUUCACUGAGCCAGAGCCUGAGGGCCACAACUGCUAUGAGGGCUGGGAGGAGGACCUGCUGCCUGAGGAGAGGGAGGUUCCUCUGCUAAACCUCUACCUUACCACCAAGAGAGUGGAGGACAUCGCCCUGAYGCUCGUCUCRCUGCGCCAGGCCUUCACUGACGAGGCCYAAUUCAUCCGUGCCUAUAACGACUUUGUGGACUACCUGAGUGACCCCUCCAAGCAGAUUGACAUUGAGAGGGAGCUGGCUGAGGCAAAGAUCCAUCAUGUUAACCUGAUAGAUGUCCUCUUUGAACUGGUGAUGUUCGGGAUGAUGACAGCUCAGAAGUCCCUGAUGGUGCACCCUGGUGGGUUCAUGGAGCGUCUGUACGCUCUACUGAACUCCUUCCUGCCCGUAGCUGCCAGCAUUGAGCCAAAGGCCGAGAGAUACCUGCUGCUGCUCAAUGGCGGGCUGAUGGCUCUGCUAGAUGACAUGUUUGGGCAGCAGCUGGCCUGGUACUUUAACCCAGUGUCUCUGGUCACUGAGCUCUCCAGCCUCCUGGAGUACCACCUGGAGAACCUCAUGGCCAGCAUGUAGUCCUACUGCAGAGAUCUGGAAGGCCACACUUCUCUCUCUCUCUCUCUCUCUCUCAGGAAUUGAGGACUUGAAGUGCUUUGUUGAACCCUGAUUAGUUAACACCCAUUAAUUGAAUGUAUUCUCUUGUUUUCUCUCCCACAGGAUUCUUGUUACACUUUGCCACCUAACAGGGGUCUAGACACAAAUGCACUACAUUACUUUGCACUGAAUUUUACAUUUUUAAAUAAAAUAAUUAAUAGUUCAAAAGCAUUUGUCUCUGUGUUUUCAUUUACUUGAUUAUUUCAUCACUAUUUCCUCUUCCUGGAGUUAUGAGGCUAAUAUUACAUUAUUACAUGAACAACUAUGCUUUAUUCUUUGCAUAUGGAAAUUAAAAACAAAGUUUAGGGGAUUUACAGGUACUACUGGCCCACACUUUAUGGCUUUGAAUUGUGAUGUGUGAUUCUGUACUAUUUAAAAAUAUGUAGGCCUACAUACACUGAGUUUACAAAACAUUAAGAACACCUUCCUAAUAUUGAGUUGCACCCCCUGU
Messenger RNA from Salvelinus sp. IW2-2015, 1225 nucleotides. The record is from RefSeq and is a predicted model, not a curated record. NCBI's taxonomy places the organism in Eukaryota, Metazoa, Chordata, Actinopteri, Salmoniformes, Salmonidae.